Messenger RNA from Manis javanica (Malayan pangolin), 5315 nucleotides. RefSeq names its product insulin degrading enzyme (gene IDE). NCBI's taxonomy places the organism in Eukaryota, Metazoa, Chordata, Mammalia, Pholidota, Manidae. Gene Ontology annotation, biological process: hormone catabolic process; amyloid-beta metabolic process; peptide catabolic process. Gene Ontology annotation, molecular function: metalloendopeptidase activity; metal ion binding. Gene Ontology annotation, cellular component: peroxisomal matrix; mitochondrion; cytosol. The record is from RefSeq and is a predicted model, not a curated record.
GCUGUGGAAGGAGCAUGCGCACUGGACGGGGCCGGCUCCCGGCGCAAGGAAGCAUUCGCGGUGAACCUGGCGGCUGCGCUGGGGUAUGCGGUACCGGCUAGCGCGGCUGCUGCACCCUGCGCUGCCUAGCACCUUCCGCUCCUUCCUCGGCGUCCGCUCGCCGGCCCCGGAGCGACUCUGUGGUUUCCAAAAAAAGAUCUACAGCAAAAUGAAUAAUCUAACAAUCAAGAGACUAGGAAAUCACAUUAUCAAAUCUCCUGAAGACAAGCGAGAAUACCGUGGGCUAGAGCUGGCCAAUGGUAUCAAAGUACUUCUCAUCAGUGAUCCCACCACGGAUAAGUCCUCAGCAGCACUUGAUGUACACAUAGGUUCAUUGUCAGAUCCUCUAAAUAUUGCUGGCUUAAGUCAUUUUUGCGAACAUAUGCUAUUUUUGGGAACAAAGAAAUAUCCUAAAGAAAAUGAAUACAGCCAGUUUCUCAGUGAGCAUGCAGGAAGUUCAAAUGCCUUUACCAGUGGAGAGCAUACCAAUUACUAUUUUGAUGUUUCCCAUGAACAUCUAGAAGGUGCCCUAGACAGGUUUGCACAAUUUUUCCUGUGCCCCUUGUUUGAUGAGAGUUGCAAAGACAGAGAGGUGAAUGCAGUUGACUCAGAACAUGAGAAGAAUGUGAUGAAUGAUGCCUGGAGACUCUUUCAGCUGGAAAAAGCUACAGGAGAUCCCAGACACCCUUUCAGCAAAUUUGGGACAGGUAACAAAUACACUCUGGAGACUAGACCAACCCAAGAAGGAAUUGAUGUAAGACAAGAGCUACUGAAAUUCCAUUCUACUUUUUAUUCAUCCAAUUUAAUGGCUAUUUGUGUUUUAGGCCGAGAAUCCUUAGAUGAUUUGACUGAUCUGGUGGUCAAGUUAUUUUCUGAGGUGGAAAACAAAAAUGUCCCAUUGCCAGAAUUUCUGGAACACCCUUUCCAAGAAGAACAUCUUAAACAACUUUACAAAAUAGUACCCAUUAAGGAUAUUAGGAAUCUUUAUGUGACAUUUCCCAUACCCGACCUUCAGAGAUACUACAAAUCAAACCCUGGUCAUUAUCUUGGUCAUCUCAUUGGGCAUGAAGGUCCUGGGAGUCUGUUAUCAGAACUUAAAUCAAAGGGCUGGGUAAACACUCUUGUUGGCGGGCAGAAGGAAGGAGCCCGAGGUUUUAUGUUUUUUAUCAUUAAUGUGGACCUGACUGAGGAAGGAUUAUUACAUGUUGAAGAUAUAAUUUUGCACAUGUUUCAAUACAUUCAGAAGUUACGUGCAGAAGGACCUCAAGAAUGGGUUUUCCAAGAGUGCAAGGACUUAAAUGCUGUUGCUUUUAGGUUUAAAGAUAAAGAGAGGCCACGAGGUUAUACCUCUAAGAUUGCAGGAAUAUUGCACUAUUAUCCCCUAGAAGAAGUGCUCACAGCAGAAUAUUUACUGGAGGAAUUUAGACCUGAUUUAAUAGAAAUGGUUCUUGACAAACUCAGACCAGAAAAUGUCCGGGUUGCAAUAGUUUCCAAAUCUUUUGAAGGAAAAACUGAUCGCACAGAAGAGUGGUAUGGGACCCAGUACAAACAAGAAGCUUUAUCAGACGAAAUCAUUCAGAAAUGGCAAAAUGCUGACCUCAAUGGAAAAUUUAAACUUCCAACGAAGAAUGAAUUUAUUCCUACAGAUUUUGAUAUUUUACCAUUAGAAAAGGAAGCGACAUCAUACCCUUCUCUUAUUAAGGAUACAGCUAUGAGCAAGCUUUGGUUCAAACAAGAUGAUAAGUUUUUCUUGCCAAAGGCAUGUCUCAACUUCGAAUUUUUCAGUCGCUACAUUUAUGCUGAUCCUCUCCAUUGCAACAUGACAUACCUGUUUAUCAGGUUAUUGAAGGAUGAUUUAAAAGAGUAUACAUAUGCAGCACGCCUCUCAGGUUUGAGCUAUGGCAUUGCAUCAGGAAUGAAUGCAAUACUUCUCUCUGUGAAAGGUUACAAUGACAAGCAGCCAAUUUUGCUAAAGAAGAUUAUUGAGAAAAUGGCAGCCUUUGAGAUUGAUGAAAAAAGAUUUGAAAUUAUUAAAGAGGCAUACAUGCGAUCUCUUAACAAUUUCCGAGCUGAACAGCCUCACCAGCACGCUAUGUACUACCUCCGUUUGCUGAUGACUGAAGUGGCCUGGACUAAAGAUGAACUAAAAGAAGCCCUGGAUGAUGUCACCCUUCCUCGCCUAAAGGCCUUCAUACCUCAGCUGCUAUCACGGCUGCACAUCGAAGCCCUUCUCCAUGGAAACAUAACAAAGCAGGCUGCAUUAGGAAUUAUGCAGAUGGUUGAAGACACCCUUAUUGAACAUGCUCAUACGAAACCUCUCCUUCCAAGUCAGCUGGUUCGGUAUAGAGAAGUUCAGCUCCCUGACAGAGGAUGGUUUGUUUAUCAGCAGAGGAAUGAAGUUCACAAUAACUGUGGCAUUGAAAUAUACUACCAAACAGACAUGCAGAGCACCUCGGAGAAUAUGUUUCUAGAGCUUUUCUGUCAGAUCAUCUCUGAGCCUUGCUUCAACACCUUGCGCACCAAGGAGCAGCUGGGCUAUAUCGUUUUCAGUGGGCCACGUCGAGCCAAUGGCAUCCAGGGCUUAAGAUUCAUUAUCCAGUCAGAAAAGCCACCUCACUACCUGGAAAGCAGAGUGGAAGCUUUCUUAAUUACCAUGGAGAAGUCCAUAGAAGACAUGACAGAAGAGGCCUUCCAAAAACACAUCCAAGCAUUAGCAAUUCGUCGACUAGAUAAACCAAAGAAACUCUCUGCAGAGUGUGCUAAGUACUGGGGAGAAAUCAUCUCCCAGCAGUACAAUUUUGACAGAGAUAAUACAGAAGUUGCAUAUUUAAAGACACUUAGCAAGGAAGAUAUCAUCAAAUUCUAUAAGGAGAUGCUGGCAGUAGAUGCCCCAAGGAGACACAAGGUAUCCGUCCAUGUUCUUGCCAGGGAAAUGGAUUCUUGUCCUGUGGUUGGAGAGUUCCCCUGUCAAAAUGAUAUAAAUUUGUCACAAGCACCAGCAUUGCCACAACCUGAAGUGAUUCAGAACAUGACUGAGUUCAAGCGUGGUUUGCCACUAUUUCCCCUUGUGAAACCACAUAUUAACUUCAUGGCUGCAAAACUCUGAAGAUUUCCCAAGGAUGGGAGCAUGCAUUCCUGAGUCUUCCUGGGGCCAGGAAAAUAAUCUUGGCCACUUUAAUAGUUUUGGGGUCACUAUUAGAGAGACAAACAGAAAAAAAGCAGUUGUCAAAUGUCAUUAUGUAGAAAUAUUAAAAAUCUAAAGUAAUUAAACUACAGAAUCAUAUAGAUGUAGAAUAUUUUUAAAAUACAUGCCUCUUAAAUAUUUAAAAAAAUUUUUCUUUUCAUUACUAAGAGAAAUUGCCCUUAUAUAACAGUACUUAAAAUGAUGAAUGAUAUUCCUGUAGAAAUCUUCCUUCCCUAUUCUGUAAAAUAGUCACUUGUCAAAAGAAAAUACGUUAGCUUUUUUGUAAAAGCCUCCUAGGUUGACAGAAAAGGCUAUGAAACAUUUAGAAAGGUAAUACCCUUUUAAAAAUUGAUCCUCAAAUUUGCUUUCUACCUAAUGGUUUUGUGUAAAUCAGUGGAGAACAUUACAUUUACAGAUAAUGAACAAAGAAAUGUAAUUUUCUUUUAUUAGUGAAAUUGCUGAUAUAAGGCAUGGUUUUAAUCUUUUUAUAAAAUUUGAACAUGUUUUUUAUUCAAACUAGGAAAAUGCUGAAAAAUCCUAGAUCACCCUACUUAUUUACAGUGCUAAAGUUACAUCGAUUCAUCCCAAAGUGAAUUUCUCAGGAUUACUGUGUUCCUUUCUGGUUGAAUUAUAUUGACAUUCUUGUUGUUCAUAGUUGGUUUGCAGUGUUGCAUCAGUUUUCCUUUUUCCCAUUAACAUGUUGCUGUAUUUAUUUAAUAAGUACAAAUAGGGUCAACUUCAGAUCCCACUGAGUGUGUGACAUGCUCUUCCAACAUCAGCUAUUAUAUAAACACCUGUAACUUUUUACUGCCAUGAAAUGACAGUCAGCAUGAAUCAAAAUAUUUGUCCCAUGAUAAGUCUAAGAUUUUAAGUAUAAAGCCACCUUUUUGGAGGUAUUAAAAAAAUGAAGCCUUGGAUUCUUAAAUAGCAUGAUCUCCGUAAGACUCUAAAAUCCCUUUUUUGCUACCAGUCUAAUACUGCCUUAAAGUGUUAAGUUAUUUUUUGAAUAUAUAAAUAUAAACAUACAGAUGAUGACUGGAGUGGACUUUUAAAAAAUAUUUUUUUCAUGAGAUACUAUUUUAGAUGAAAUUGUUACUGUAGAUUUAACAGCUGUUUUGAAAUAUUUACUGUUAUUAAAAUUCACUUCAAGAGAAAUUGCAAUAUACUUCCACAUACAGGCACUAGUAACAAACAGUAAGUGGCCCUGUCAUCCACUAACUCAGGCAGAGUAAAUGACAUUUUACCUCCAUAUGAGUUGAUUUGCCAGGACUUCUUUCUGUAGAGUCAAUGUCUUUUCACAUCUUUUUAAGUUUUCACAUUUGCAGUUUUCACACAAACUAAAUUUGGGGCAAGAAUGCUGUAAUCACAACUGCAGAGGCUGCUUUGAAAAGCGAGCUCCAUCUGUCAGAUAAAUGUGGUGCUGUAACCGUCUUUUUAUCACUACUCUCAAGAGCUUCCUGGUAUGAAGCCUGUCUUUGUCCAUCGGAAGGUAUCUUAGUCAUCACUUCCUUCUGGUUUUAUGCAUUUGUAGACUAUGCAGCUUUCCAUCAAACUGCAAAUAUAUAUGAGAGGGAUCUAAAAUUAGUCCUGAGUGUUUAAAUCACCACUGUAAGAAUCAACAAUACACCUACAUUUUCUGUGGAAAAUUAUGUGCUAGUGAGUAAUUUCUAGCUCUUUAAAAAAAAGCAAAUGGGUGAAAUUUAACAGUAUCAUGAGAGUCACAUGAAGAAAUCUGAAAAGAAUCUCAUAUAGUCUUCCAGGAACUGGUGAUUGUUGUUCAGUGUGUUCUAGCAUUGUCUAGUUUCCGGAUUGGAUCUAGAGCUUCUGUUGGGUCACUCAGGCCUACUAAUGGAUUCAUUUAAAUGGAUCCAAGCUGCAGUCCAUGAGCAAUAACAGACUACCCUGAAUACUGCUCUUUACGUAGUGCUUAGUAAAUGAGAUUUGUGAAACACACUAAGUUAUUAGUUACCUGUGACUUAAAAAAAAAGUCUUCUUUUUGACUAGUUGAUGUGGAAGAGAGCAUGUGACACAGCCAGUAUGGUGGAGUGCUAGGGUAACCCUGUUUACAAUAAAUCGCCUGAAUUUAAACUCU